This is a messenger RNA of Penicillium angulare, 1962 nucleotides long. RefSeq names its product ankyrin repeat domain-containing protein. The record is from RefSeq and is a predicted model, not a curated record. Lineage: Eukaryota; Fungi; Ascomycota; Eurotiomycetes; Eurotiales; Aspergillaceae. The transcript is spliced from 5 exons. Gene Ontology annotation, molecular function: protein binding. The coding region runs from base 1 to 1962 and encodes 653 amino acids.
AUGCCUGUCGAUCUGGCGAGCCCGGCAACAAAAUCAUACUGUGAACGAGAGGCUAGAAAAGCCGAAAGCACAUACGACGCCACCCCCUCGCAAGUGGAACUGGAAUAUGAUUACCGACGUCGAUACCCGAGGGAAAUACAGCGAGAGAAACUAGCGAGAGCUAAUAACGUGAUUGCAAAUGACGGCUCUAACAAGUCUAGUCGUCGGGUUGUACAGCUACUUCUGGCCGCCGGUGCAGAUCCAACCAGUCUUGAUGAAAACGGCCAUUGGCCCAUUGACGUGGCAACGAUGUUAGGCUGUGCUGAUAUUGUCGAUGAACUGUCAAAUUCCACCUCAACCCCAAAUCACAAUCUAUUUGAUGCCUCUGCAGAGCUCCUGCUGGCUCUCGGUCAAUCAGCCCCCGUGACAGCAAUAGACGACAUUUUACUCCCCGACGAUCGUGUGCUUCCGCAUGUCAAAGAUGUGCCCAGUUUACUUCCUUCCCUCCUGGACCAGGCCACUGAUCGAGACCUAAGCAAUAUACCCAUGGUUGAGUACCUAGCCACUUUCAUUCCGGAGGUCCCAGAUAAAGAGGCCUUCACAAAUUCCUUAAACAAAUUACCCGGUGGAUCGCGUUGGUGGCACCCCCAUGGUCUCUCUAUUCUUCUUCGCGCCGGACCGACGCCAAAUGAACCACAAGAUAGUAAAUACACCAAUUUGAAUGUGGGACCUCUCCACACUGCGCUACCUUCCAGACAUACCUGCCAUUGGCGCGACCUUACGGCCAGAAUUCUUCUCAAGUUUGGUGCAGAUCCUAACCCUACUUCAUCUCGGCAUGGGUACCCGUUAAAUAUUGCUAUUGAGGUUAACCGGUCAACUGAGAUCAUAGGUCUCCUGAUUAAAAGAGGGGGCUUUCUGUCAGUUGGCUAUAAAGACCAUGAACCGCCGCUUCUUUCUGCAAUCUCCAGCAAGCGUGAUGAUGCUCUAGAGAUCCUGUUGAAAGCUGGCGCAGAUCCAAAUGGCACCAAUAAAGACAAUCCUCUGGUCAGGGCAAUGGACCCAAAGUCGAGCGAUGCAGCCGUGUCCAUCCUUCUUCAAUAUGGCGCCAAUCCACUCCACCCACUCCACGACAAUACAUCGACCGCAUUUCAUGAAAUUUGCCGUGCAAACCAUCGUAUUCAACGUCUUGUUUCAACAGGGCUGGAUCUCAAUGCUCGAUUCGGACAAGGCUGUACCCCACUGAUGAAAGUGCGCAUGGGUUGCCCUAAAGAGGAUCAAGGCAGAGCCGUGUUAGCACUCGUAAAUCUCGGUGCCGAUGUGAAAGCCAUGGAUGAUUCCGGAUCAACAGCACUUCAUUACGCCAUCUGCAGCGGCUACCUCCAAGCCAUCCAGGCCCUUCUAGAACACGGUGCCGAGACCACGCCCUGCAACAACGAGGGCCAUACACCACUGAGAUGCGGACUUAGCAAAUAUAGGAAUCAAAGCUACGUAUUCGAUGCUGUGGCCACUCUCCUCGAUACAGGCGCUAACCCACUAGAGGUAUUCUCAAAUGGCAAAACAGCGCUCCACUAUGUUGCGAUGCUGUUGAUGGACUACAGCAACAUUGACCAAGAGUUCCAGUUUGAAACAGAACAAGGCGCAGAUCAUUUCACCGAUGCCUGGAACCUUUAUAACCGAUUUCUGAAUGCUGGCUGCGAUCCGGCGGCACUGGAAGAUCGUUACGUGAAUCCAGAGGACUGUGCGAAAAUGGCUGAUUGGCAUGGUCUGCGGGAAAUUGAUAAUGAUGGAAAUACACUUUUGCAUACGAUUGCAUAUCGGGAUGGGGGCGUUGAGCCUGAUGAUUAUGAAGCGAAUCUUUUUCAGAUCUUUGUUGAUUUGGGCCUUAGCCCUUGGACAGAGAAUAAGCAGGGGCUUACAGCCUUGGAUAUUGCUUCUAUACACGAGAAGAAGGAGAUAUUAGCAUUAUUUGACCGGGAUGAUUGA